AUGGGCGGAAACAAGAAGAACACCGGGAAUGCCCCUGGUAACGUUAUCAGCCAAAACACUCCCGCUCAACAAAGACCAGUUUCUCCAGGAAUUCAAAUCAAGGGCUUUGCCAAUACCCUAAUGGCAAAGGAAAACAAAAACCCCAACGUUCAACCUUCUAGCUCAGGGGUCGCUGCCGCCGCUAGUACAGCAACUCAUCGGGUGGGGAGAUCAAGUGUGUUGUAUGUUCCAAACCCUGCCGGAGUCAAAACGGUCUAUAAACCUAUCAUUACCAACAAAAACGGGCCGCUGGAAACGUCCAAUUCAACUCCAAGAGGCAGCAAUGCCGUAAAGGGGAGUGUUAGCACUGAAGCGCAGACUAUAAAGUCUGGAAGAGAAAUUUCCAGUGUGUGCGUAAAAGCUUGUCACAGAGCUGCAGUCGACCCACAGACGCUAUUGAGAAUGAGAUCAACGUCGCCAAGCAAGUCAGGCUCCGAAAAAAAUACACAAUCCUCUGUAGCUUCCAAAUCAAUGGGAGGGAGCAUGGACAACGUCACGGGCACCGAUACCACUCCAUCCGGCAAAAACACGAAAAAGAAACGAAAGACCCGCAGAGCAAAUAAAAAGAAUAAGUCACCUGCUGGCGAUCAGCAGUCUGAAGUUGAUGGAGACGAUGAAAGUAGCUCCGAGUCUGACUCGUCGAUCGUGCCGGAGCAGCCUGUACUAUCCGAGGUACCUGUAAGCAAGCGGCCAAUGACGGCCGUCGCAACAAAAGAUAGACCCGCUCCUGAUAUUAGAAUCGUGGGGAUAGAUGUGAAGGGCCAAUCGAGCAAAUGCAGUAGCUUGAGCAGCAUUGGUUCAUCUGCAGCCAAAAAUACAGGCCCGUAUCAAGCCGAAGCUGUUGUCCCAUCUCCAGCUAAAGAUGAUGCCUCAUCUUUAGCUAAGGUUGCUACCCCAUCUCCAGUCAAAGUAAUUAUUUCAAAAGUAGCCAAAAAUGUAAUCCCGCUUCAAGCCAAAGAUGUUGCCCCAUAUACAGCCAAAGCCAUUGUUUCAUCCCCAGCCAAAGCUGUUGUUUCACCUUCAAACAAAGUUGCUGCUUCAUCUCCAGCAAAAGCAGUUGUACCACCUCUGGCCAAAGAUGCUAGCACAUCUCAAGUCAAUGAUGCUGCUUCAGCUCCAACCAAAGAUGAAGGGUUGCAUCAUCUGCAGGCUGACAGAGCAAAAGUUGCCAAAUCCACGGCGCCCAACAAUGAGCCUGAUGGGAAGUAUAGUAACAGCUCCGAUAACAGAGAAGUUGAAGAGGCGCUCACGGCGCUAGGAAGCGGGCAAGGACCAAGUGUUACAACUCCCGCCGCGAAGAAACGCCGGCCUCGACCUAGCAAGGCAGAAAAACUACUGAAGCAGCAAAAAGCUGCUGAAAAAGUUGCUGAUUCAAUGCUUCAACAAAACACCUUGGAAGGAGGUUCUGAACCCUCUGGAUCAAAGGAUGGUAUUUCUGAGUGUCUGACUAUAAGCAAGACGGAUACCCCAUCAGAUGACGAACUUACAGUUGAAAAGGUGGCUGACAUUUUUGGAAGCCAUAUCGUACCCGAGCUGGCCAAGCUGGAGGACAUCAAGGCUUUAAUGCUUAAACAAAUCCAGAUUAUCUCGGGCAAAACUCAGUUGCUUAAUAAAUAUGCCAAGGAGAAUGGGGCGGUUCGGAAAGCUUUGGAGGAAUGCAACUCAACCAUCCUGACCUUGGAAGAGGACAAGACCGUGCUGGAGACGGAAAUCACGUUAAUUAGAGAGACGAUGAGAAUGUGCCGGGGGGAGAUGGAGAGUAAAGACGCGUUACUCAAAUCUGCUGAUCAGGACAACUUGCGGUUGAAGGAGGAUCUUGAUGCCCGCAGUAGGCUGCUUGAAAUCAUGAGCAAAGAUAGGAAGGGUGUGACAAAAUCUGUAGCCGAUAUGCAAAAGGAGAUAACCCAAGUGAAACAGGAUGUGGAUCGCCUAUCCGAAGAGAACCUUGGGCAUCUCGCCAAGAUCGAAAGGUACGAACAGGAACGUAAGGUGCUCCUGUGGCAGGUGCAUCAAAACCCAGCGCUGGCGGAAAAUAUUCGCUUGGGAAAUGAACUACUGGAGAAAAAGGCGGAGCUUGCUGUCGCCAAUCAAAACGUCGAGGAUUUGGAGAGAGAGUUUACCGCCCUGAAGAAGGCCGAAAAAUAUGUAAAAGGAAAACGCACCUCAUUAAGCGCUGAGUUGGGUUCAAAGUUGGAGGAAGACCAGGAGGAGUGGCAGCCCUGUAGAGAUCAAAGGGGUGUGGAUAGAAACCCCUUCGCCGCUAUGUCUCCACCAGUCAAAAAACACUCACUAUUCCAAUUUGGCGAACCAACAACUUUCGCGAGCGGGAUUGCGACACCCGAGAUCAAGUUCCAAAUGCCGAAGGCGUUUCUGCCCGAGUUGAGGGAUAUAAGCAGAGGUUUUGGACCUUCCUCAUAUCUGAGCGCUGGUACCCAGAUGCAUAUUGAACCUAACGGAUCUAGCUCAACUAAUAAAAGCAAGGCGGAUAUGUCAGAGGUUUCCACGCAGGCGGAUUCUGAGUUUGAAGUUCGAAGCUUCACUCAGCAAAGCUCAGGAGGCGUAAUGGAAGCUUUCACAGAGACAGAGGUAGAUGCUGGAACCCAGAAAGUGGAGAUGUUGGAAGCAUGUACGCAGACGGAGGCAGAGGUUGGCAUUCAGAAGUCGGAGAUGAUGGAAGCGUUAUCACAGACAACGACUGACCUUAGCAUCUCCAGCUCAACGCGGGCAAGCUCAGUGGCCGUGUUUGAAGCUUCCGUGCAGACGGAGGUUCUGGUCGAUGUACGCAAGGUGGAAAUGUUGGAAGCCUCAACACGGACAGAGGUAGAGGCUAGCACUCAGAAAUUGGAGAUGGUGGAAGCGUUUACACAAACAAAGACCGUGUUUGGUAUCUCCAGUUCAACUCAGACAAUCUCAGCAGGCGUGUUCGAAGCUUCCAUGCAGACUAAGACAGAGGUUGACGCUCAUGAGGUAAAGACGUUGGAAAUUUCUGCCCAGACACAGGCUGGGAUUACAGGCGUGACAGAUGCCUCAGUUCAAACGGAGCACGUCAACAUCUCACGGCGAAGUGGGGUAAGACGUGGUAUCAUAAUCGUCAUAAUGAUGAUUGCCUGGGCGGUUAUGACACUCUGGAGCCAUAAGGAGGAAGAGCAAAUAUGGCUUGAUGCCAAUGAUCUGUCGCGGUUUGCACUUAUUGGUAUUAGGGAUGGGACGAUGGGGCCAUACGGCUGGCUUGAGCGGUUGGAAUUUGAUUUCAAAGUUUGGUUGCAAGCCGAUCGGGUGCUCCCUGGCUGA
Paracoccidioides brasiliensis Pb18 is the source of this 3330-nucleotide messenger RNA. RefSeq lists its product as uncharacterized. The coding region runs from base 1 to 3330 and encodes 1109 amino acids. The record is from RefSeq and is a predicted model, not a curated record. The transcript has a single exon.